GUCUUUGUCGUUGACCGUAUGUCACGCUCUGCCUCGGUUCCCUCAAGUCAGCUUUCUGAAGAUUUGAUAAACUCUUUUCUACUCGUGCUUCCUCGUCUGACAACUCGCCACUGCGGAGGUGUUCUGGCCUGCCUGCUUGUGCGUAUAUCUUGCCAGAGCCCUCUGCCUACUCCUCGUGUCCAGGCGCUUCGCUCUCCAUCUGCACGAGCUCUCACUGUGCUUUUCGUACCUGCACACUCACCAGUUGUAAACCUGCCAUAGUUUGUAGAGCCAGUUCUUCUGGAAGCUGCAACUCGCGGGGCACUCCUGGUUCAUCACGAAUAUCUCACACCCUCGUAAGGAUCUCGUUGGCUUCAGAGUGAGAAAUCGGCAUUUGUGAAGCUGUCGGAACGCCGCUUUGAAGGCCGCCGUAAGUUCUACUCCCCAACAAAUCUCUCACUAUUUCAAUUCUUCAACAGGUGAGACCAUUCGCCAAUCUUCAUUCCUGUGCCUCCGGUGCAAUGCUCAGCUCGGAACUAGCACAUGCCAAGGCCCUUGAAUGAAAGUGCAGUGCAGCAGACUUCCGCUGAGGAGACGGGGAUUUGUACAAAGUGGGAGCAGCUUUGAAAUAGUGGACGAUUGCAGCGAUCUUAUCACUUCCGAAUCUCACCUGGAUUUGAUAGCUAGAGCGAGAACUGGGCAAAAUUCGGAUCCUCCUCGUCCACUAUGAAACUCAUGCCGUAGAUACUUACCCCGUGCCAGACGAAGGAAUUCGUCCUCGAUCGCGCUCAGUCGGCAACAUCCGUCUUGCUCAUUAGCCAAUUGAGACCAAGAGGGCGGCCGAGGGAGGUCUGCUCUGUCUGUUGUCAGACCCUGUUGCCUUGCCCGAGUCAAGGCUCCCGCACGUAACAGACGUCUCUGAACGGAAGAGCAGGAUCUGGGUGACGAAUGCUAUUCUGAGGACCCUUUCUUGUCACGCACGAAAUUGUAGAGGGGUAAGGAGUAGUCUCCUACUUCAGGGCGGUGACAGUAGCAUCGACUUUGCGCAGUAUCCUGGAAAUCGAUGGUACUACGAUGGUGGCUUUACUCAGUUGUCAGUAUGGUGGAGCUCUUUGUGAGUACACUCGUGCACAUGACGUACGGUCUCUGGAUUUUUGCGUCUGCGAUUGUCCUGGAUCUAGCUGGGUUCAUCUCCGAAGAACAUCGAAAGAGUUCAAGCAAAGUCAUGCCGUUCCUGUCUUCCGCAUUAUCUCCCAUGAGCGGAAGUUUGGUUGAUUUGGCUGAAGAUGAUCCCGAACGUCAUAUGCUGCACACUGCUGCCACAGCUUUUAUGGACUCAGACGUGAAGACUCCAAUCGUUAUGCUUCACGGAAUAUUUGGGUUUGGAAAAGGGAAAUUGGGAAAGCUCUCGUACUGGGGUGGUGCGGAACAAAAAGACGACCGAGUUCUGGUUCCGGACCUUGGGUCGCUUACAAGCAUUCAUGACAGGGCGUGUGCGCUGUUCUACUACCUAAAGGGUGGGACUGUCCACUACGGUGAUGCUCAUGGGAAGGAGUUCGGGCAUGCACCCAUUGGCCGAACAUAUUAUGAAGGACACUACCCCGAGUGGGAUGAGCAUCACCCUGUUCAUUUCGUUGGCCACUCAACUGGUGUUCAGGUUGCACGGUUGUUACAGCAAUUGUUAGCAGAGAAGAAAUUUCCUGGCCACGAGAAUACCAACGAAAAUUGGGUGAUUAGUAUAACUUCUCUGUCGGGUGCUCUAAACGGGACUACUCGAGUUCACAUGGAUGGCAUCAGCGAGGAUGGUCGCACCUUGCGGUCAGUAUGCUUGUUACAGAUACUGCGGAUAGCUGUUCUCAUCUACGAAUGGAUCGACUUUGGACUUUUUAAUAAAUAUUACGGAUUUGGGUUCGAACAUUAUAAUCUAAGUUGGCGCAAGGCCGGGCUGAUGGGGCUCAUCAGUACGUUAUCUGGUCAAACAGGACCGUUUGCACAUUCAGACUGGAUUCUGCCUGAUUUAAGCAUUCAUUCCGCAAUCGAGUUCAACAAGCGAGUCAAGACUUUUCCUAACACUUAUUACUUCAGUUAUGGAGCCAAGAUCACGCGCAAGACGUUUGGGUUCACUCUGCCAUUUUCAUUAUUCAGAGUUCACCCUCUUCUCCUCAUUCGGUCUAUACAAAUGUGCCUCUUCCGUUUCUCGACUCCUCCUUAUGAAGGCUACAGAGACGAAGACUGGAAGGAUAAUGACGGUGCUUUGAAUACGAAGUCUCAAUUGUUUCCUUGUAUACCCACACCUCACCCUCAUCAAGAGAUGGAAAGCGACGAGCUGCAGGUUGGCCAGACAUUUCAGCCUGGAAUCUGGUAUUACAGAGUCAUCGAAGGAGACCAUAUCCAUUUUAUCAUAAACAAAGAUAGAGCAGGGGUCCAGUUCGAUAUGUUGUACGAUAAUAUCUUCCGUCGGUGUCGAAAGCACUAUCAAAGACCGUCAGUAUUGAAGAUAAUAGGAACAGCUUGCCAAUGUGUUGGUGAUUGUAUAUGCAACCACUGUGGCAAGCAGUAAAGUUGCUCACAGUAGAAAAGUUUGUGGUUUGUGUUGUACUUACUGAUGAAGCCCAAUCAUUGUUAUGCCGAUGGUUGGGCAUGGGAUUGAGCAGCGACGCAGCUUUUAAAGAGAGCUGCCUGUCAACGUUGUCACUGAUGAUCUCGUUUCCUUUAUUUUAUCCGUGAAACCAGAUCAUAGCCUGAUACUCUAGCCCCUACCCAAAGCAAGCAUGUCAGCUCGAAACUCACAGAUCAAAUAGGGAAUCUGUGGAAAGGCCGCAGCGUUUUGUCUCGAUGACUAUCAGGUUAGAGUAUGACCAACUCGACGACAAAGUUAUCUUCCGAUGAUUAUCAUGUUCCGACUUGAGGUCAUGUCAAGUUCUUCUUGGCUGAAUCACGUCCUGUACUGAAAAAGAGCAGAGUUGUUAUCCAUAGUAGAACAGUGUACUUACAGUUAGUAGCGCAGACAUUCAGCCUAAAGUUGAACUCGCCGGCGUAUUGUUUCAUUCAUCCAUUCAUUGUACGUCAAAGGAAAGGAUCGAUCAUGCGAUCUCCGCACCCAACCCUUUAUCCGGGGUCUUAUAAAGCUUACCCAGUUUGUUAUACAUGUUU
This is a messenger RNA of Marchantia polymorpha subsp. ruderalis, 3132 nucleotides long. NCBI's taxonomy places the organism in Eukaryota, Viridiplantae, Streptophyta, Marchantiopsida, Marchantiales, Marchantiaceae. The record is from the annotation of a GenBank genome assembly.